Messenger RNA from Durusdinium trenchii, 4245 nucleotides. Lineage: Eukaryota; Dinophyceae; Suessiales; Symbiodiniaceae. The record is from the annotation of a GenBank genome assembly.
AGCAUAUUGGUAGCUCUAGACUAGUCAAUAUCAGCGCAACGCGCCUGUGACUCUUCAAGCAGGCAGCUACGACAUGGCUGAGGAAGUUGAUUUCGAUUCCAAAGAAGAUUAUGAGCUGUACAAAAGGCUCAUGAGUGAGCGCAGCCGCAUCCAGCGAAAGGAAGAGAGAGUGAAACAUACUAAGGCACCAAAAGCUCGACCGCUCCAAAUGCAAAGACUAGAGGAUCGGGAACGAGGCUUUCAACUUCAUUUUGCUGGGGCCAAUGAAGAGCGACUGAAGCAGGCCAAGAGACGGCAACAACAAUCUCCACUGGCGCAGGUGCAGACUUCUGAAGAGCCACAAAGGAAGGAGUGGCAAAUGAAGACGGUUGAGCUACAUGGAAAGGAUGGAGAGAUCUAUCGUUCUUCACCCCAUGCUGGGAGCGCGCAGGAAGUUGAUGAAGAGAUCGACCAGGAGGAUGAUAGAUCCGAAGAGGAAAGCCGUCCAAAUAGUGCCAGCAACCAUGGUCUUGAUCAGGAUACGCGGGGAGUGCUGCACCUUAUGAACGCAGCCAAUCAGCAGCAGCUGUCUUGGCUCCGCCAAUCUUUGACGAGCCACUUUGAACACAGGGUCCAAAGUGCAGGGUCGGGUCUUCCACCUCAGCCCCGGUCAAGGCCUGCAUCAGGGUCCAUUACAUCGAUUGCAGAUGCCAUUCAGGCGGAGAAUGCCAGAGUCAGAGGACAGAAGCUAUGUGAUUCAUCAGAUCCAGAGGCUGGUGCUACUUCUGAUAGGUAUGGUGGUGAUUUCACUUCAGGCGGAUCAAGGCCAUCAUCAAGGUCUUCGAGAAGCAGACUUCCACUAGGACCUGAGGAAGCAGCGCAAUCUGCACCUCCGUCAGUUCUCGCUAAGGCGAGCUCACAGCCGAUUGUUUGUGUUGGCUCUUCUAUGACAAGCUCUGGUGGCUAUCCAGGCACAAGGCCAACAGAGCUUGUCAUUGCACCACAAGCUCCAGAGAUGCCUGAACCAUCACGGCAAAGUGAUUGCGUGACAUUUCAAUCUUUGGAUUCGAGCAGUUUUCCUUCAGAGAUUUUUGAUCGAGUAAGCCGGCUUGAUGCGAAGAAGCAAAAGGCCCUUAUGAAAGUCUUGGAAUCUCUGGAGGCUGAAGAUCCUACGUGUCCUGCAGCUGCAUCUGGGCUGUCCAAUCCGCUCUCUGAGGCAGAGCUCCGCAUAAGAGUCGUCUCAAACUGGGGCGAUAUGAGGCAAUGUGGGUUCUCACUGAUUGAAGCUUUGGACUCCGCUGCUGAGGUUGUGAAGAUUCCUCCUGCUGCACUCUCUCUUCAUGGUGCACAACAGGGAUCCACAACUCUAGCUCGUGUUGUCGAGAGAGCUUCUCGAAGCAUGUGGCUGGCAACCGUGUGCCAAAGAGCACAUUCUGCAGGACCUGUUUGUGGUUUCGAGCCCUUUGAUCUCAAGCUCAACCUGCCACGAAGUUCACGAGUGGCUGCCUUGCGGUUGUGGAACUUCAACAGCUUGGACGGGCUGACAAAAGGAGUGCGGGAGAUCGAGGUUUGGCAACGCAACUUGAUGGUUUGGACUGGAGAAGUGCCAAAGGGCACAGGCAGUAUGAUGACACCGCUUCUGAUCCCAAUACAGCCAAGCUUUCCAGAAGAGUUGGCCAUGGCAAAGUUCCAGGAUCAGACAGCGUCCUCUUCCGCAGACCAUGCAAAGGAUAUUCCCAUGUGGCUGCCUUCGCAAUCGGAAGCUUUGGAAGGAUCGUCCACAUUGGAAAGGUCCGAGUGGUCAGCAAGUCAUUCUCGACUGGAAGAUGGUCAAGAAGAACUGCUGCAGUCGCUACAAGCCCUGGAGCUUUUUCGCUCGUCGCAAAGCCGAAGGUUCUUCCCUGGUAGACGACGAAGCGAAUCAGAGGAUUCGAAGCAAGCGCUGGAGCCUGCUCCUCCAGCUCCCUCUCCAGCCCCAAUGGGUUUUGCAGAUACUUGUGAGCAGCUGGUGGCAGAGGCAGCAGCGAUGGGGCUUGAUCUUCCUGUUCGAACCUUCGAUGGAACCGACGUGCUGGAUAGCUUGAUGUCAUCGGAGCCACGUGUUAUGGGUUCAUCCCUUGUUGCCAGCCAACUCAGCCAACUUCAAAGCGCGGUAAUUCCCACUCUUCCUUGUGGAAGGCAAUUGGUUUUCAACUGCGUGUCCACUUGGGGUGACAAGGACUUUGUAGGUCUUGCAGGAAUCGAAUUGUUUGAUGGACGUGGCUUUCCAGUCGUUUUGAAAGAUGUUGGUCGCCAGGUCAAAGCAGAUCCUCAUUCCAUCAACGUCCUUGGCGACUACGACCGUGAUCCCCGUACUCCAGACAAGCUCUUCGAUCAGGUCAAUUUGACUCGAGAUGACCUUCAUGUCUGGUUGGCUCCUUUCUUUGGUGGCCGAGCUCACACGAUCACAGUCGAUUUGGAAUGCGAGAUGGAGAUCAGCAUGAUUAGAGUCUGGAACUACAACAAGUCUCGCUUGCAUUCAAGCAGAGGUGUGAGGGACAUGGAGAUCCUGCUGGACGGUUUCCCGAUUUUUCUGGGUGAGAUUCGACGAGCGCCCGGCGUGCUAACGGAGCCCGAAGAGGCCUGCGAAGUGAUUCUGUUCACACAGGAUGAGUCUGUGCUUGAGGCUGUUGCAGAGCAUGACUGGCUUCCGGCUUGUCUUCCGCUGGACUCCGAAGAGGAGGAACCUGGUGAGGAGGCUGACGGCAAAGCUGGGGAGGGAAGGCCGCCAACAGCAGGCUUGCAGGUAAGCUACGUUGACUCGCCCAGGGGGCAGAAGACUCCUCGGGCUGGUCUGGAUGGAAGACCUAUGACUCGAGCAACAGAGCGACAAAGACCUCGAGGGAAGGUGUGUAGCAGUCUGACGAUUACUGUCCACUCGACGUGGGGAGAUCAGUUCUAUGUUGGUCUAACAGCACUUGAGGUUCUGGACAGCUCGCUGAAUGCAAUUCAACGUCAUCAGGUGAGACUUGAUGCAUUUCCAAGAGACUUGAAUGACCUGGAGGGAGUUGAUGAUGAUCUUCGAAUCCUGGACAACAUCUUUGACGGGGUUUGUUGUACCACUGAUGACUCUCACAUGUGGCUCGCUCCCUUUCUCAAGGUGCCCAACAACUCCGUCGGCGAUGCUUCUGAAGCGAAUCAGCGAAAUACAAUCCGCCUUGACUUCGCCAACCCAUGCGAGGUGGCUGGAUUCAACAUUUGGAACUACAACAAAAAUAUGGAGGACACUUGCAGAGGCAUUCGAGAAUUUUCAGUGCAUUGUGAUGACAGGUACGUUUCAACAUUUCUUUGUCGGAAGGCUCCAGGUCACACCCAUUUCGACUUCAAGCAGCUGGUUCUCCUUGAUCAGCCUCCUUCGGACACUGUGAGACGUUCUGCACGGGCCGCUCCUUUGCCUUCCCGGUCUGCAAGUAGGCAGCGAAGUAAAGCGGAAGGCCGUCCUCCACAGGGCCGGCCACCUUCUGGAUCAAAUAGAAGAGCUCCUGAACACAUUGAUUCUCCUCUUCGGCAACAGUAUGAGACUCCCUUGCAUCCUUGUGGCUUUAUUUUCAAAUUCCUUUUUCACACCACGUGGUCCGAUGUGCACUACAUCGGACUUGACGGAAUCGAGAUCUAUGAUCAAAUGGGUCGAGGAUUGAGGCCGAAGCGGGCAUACUCAAAUCAUGGGAGUGUCAGGGACUUGUGCGGAAUGGAAGCCGAUGUCCGCUCAGAGGACUCACUUCUCAAGGGGGCACCGCAGAACUCUCGCAUGUGGCUGGCCCCAUACUACCGCCUACCUGCAAACUUUGUGGAGCUUGUUUUCGAUGAGCCGACACAGAUCUCUGCCAUCAAGUUCUGGAACUACUCCAGGACACCUGGUAGAGGAGUGCGAGACCUUGAAAUCUAUGUGGAUGACUUGCUCGUUUAUCAAGGAAUCUUGCGCCAGGCAUCUGGUCAAGAUGGAGGUGAAGCUGUUCUCUUCACCGACAACCCUUUGAUCCGAGAGAGGGAGCGCUCCCUCGUUUACAAGCCGAGUCCAGAAGAAUUGAUUGCGUUCUUUGACGAGAGUGGGCAGUUGGAUCAGCACUCUGGCAGCUGCACAGACGCCUCACCAUCUGAGCGCCCGAUGACGGCAUUGACUGCGACUGCAUGACCGCGCAACGCAAAGCAUUUGUUAUAAAAGCCAGCCACUAGCCUAGGCUGAAGUUGCUUUCUGCGAACGAAGUGAGUUGUCUAGGGGGUAGGGGA